Chanos chanos (milkfish) is the source of this 3003-nucleotide messenger RNA. It is a transcript of the gene ephb2a, whose product is annotated as eph receptor B2a. The transcript is spliced from 16 exons. Gene Ontology annotation, cellular component: plasma membrane; dendrite. The record is from RefSeq and is a predicted model, not a curated record. Gene Ontology annotation, biological process: ephrin receptor signaling pathway; axon guidance; protein phosphorylation. Bases 1 to 3003 code for a protein of 1000 amino acids. NCBI's taxonomy places the organism in Eukaryota, Metazoa, Chordata, Actinopteri, Gonorynchiformes, Chanidae. Gene Ontology annotation, molecular function: transmembrane-ephrin receptor activity; ATP binding; protein binding.
AUGAAUGUCCUGGAUGCUUUUACUCAAAUGCCAAGAUAUUUGUCAGUUAUGGAUAUUAUACGUUUAUUAUGGAUAAUACCAACUGUAUGUGCAGUCGAAGAAGUUUUAAUGGACUCUACAACAGCAACAGCAGAGCUGGGCUGGACAAUAUAUCCAUCAUUAGGGUGGGAGGAGGUGAGUGGCUAUGAUGAAAACAUGAAUACCAUUCGCACGUACCAGGUGUGCAACGUCUUCGACGCCAACCAAAACAACUGGGUGCGCACUAAGUACAUCCGGCGACGUGGGGCCCAACGCAUCCACGUGGAGAUGAAGUUCUCCGUGCGGGACUGCAGCAGUAUCCCCAAUGUGCCAGGUUCCUGCAAAGAGACCUUUAACCUGUAUUACUAUGAGUCUGACCAUGACACCGCCACCAAAGUGUCCCCAGCGUGGAUGGAGAAUCCCUGGAUUAAGGUGGACACAAUCGCUGCUGAUGAGAGUUUCUCACAGGUAGACCUGGGUGGAAGAGUGAUGAAGAUCAACACUGAGGUGCGCAGCUUUGGCCCUGUGUCUCGUAAUGGCUUCUACCUGGCCUUUCAGGAUUAUGGAGGCUGCAUGUCUCUCAUCGCCGUGAAAGUCUUCUAUCGCAAGUGUCCCCGCAUUAUCCGCAAUGGAGCGAUCUUCCAAGAAACCUUAUCCGGAGCAGAGAGCACCUCGCUUGUGGCGGCGAGGGGUACGUGCAUACCCAACGCAGAGGAGGUGGACGUGCCCAUCAAGCUCUACUGUAAUGGUGAUGGAGAAUGGUUGGUGCCCAUUGGGCGCUGUAUGUGCAAGGCAGGAUAUGAGGCGGUGGAGAACGGGACCAUCUGUAGAGCUUGUCUCUCUGGGUACUUCAAACCAUCCCAAGGUGACCAGACGUGUCUUCAGUGUCCAAUCAACAGCCGCACCACCAAUGAGGGUGCUAUCAACUGCGUCUGCCGCAAUGGCUACUACCGAACAGACUCUGAUCCUGUUCAGAUGCCCUGCACCACGGUACCCUCCGCACCUCAGAAUGUGAUCUCCAUUGUGAAUGAGACAUCUCUGAGGCUGGAGUGGACAGCCCCAAGGGACAGCGGAGGCAGGGAGGACGUGGUCUAUAACAUCAUCUGUAAGAGCUGUGGGUCAGGACGUGGAGCCUGCACGCGCUGUGGGGACAAUGUCCAGUUUGUGCCACGGCAACUGGGCCUCACCGAACCCAAGGUUCACAUCAGCGACCUGCUGGCACACACACAGUACACCUUCGAGAUCCAGGCCGUUAAUGGAGUUUCUGACCAGAGCCCUUACUCACCUCAGUUUUCCUCGGUCAACAUUACCACCAACCAGGCGGCUCCAUCUGUAGUGUCCAUCAUACACCAGGUCAGUCGGAGUGUGGACAGCAUCACUCUGUCCUGGUCCCAGCCAGACCAACCCAAUGGAGUUAUUCUUGACUAUGAGCUCCGGUAUUAUGAAAAGAGCAUGGCAGAAGUCAAUUCUUCCGUCCUGAGGAGUCAGACCAACACAGCGGUCAUCCGUGGCCUGAAGCCAGGGACCAUCUACGUCUUCCAGGUGCGGGCCAGGACAGUGGCCGGAUUUGGACGCUUUAGUGGGAAGAUGUACUUCCAGACCAUGACUGAAGAGGAGUACAACUCAAGCAUCCAGGAGAAGCUGCCUCUGAUCAUCGGCUCCACCGCUGCUGGUGUUGUCUUUCUUAUCGCUGUGGUUGUGAUCAUUAUUGUCUGCAAUCGGAGGGGCAGUGACAGAACAGAUUCUGAGUACACAGACAAACUACAACACUACACCAGUGGCCACAAAGUGUCUCCAGGAAUGAAGAUCUAUAUCGAUCCUUUCACCUAUGAGGAUCCCAAUGAGGCAGUGCGAGAGUUUGCCAAAGAAAUAGAUAUGUCCUGUGUCAAGAUCGAGCAAGUCAUUGGUGCAGGUGAGUUUGGGGAGGUAUGUAGCGGCAAUCUGAAGCUGCCUGGGAAGAGAGAGAUCCUGGUGGCCAUUAAAACGCUGAAGUCUGGUUACACGGAGAAGCAAAGACGAGACUUCCUGAGUGAGGCCAGCAUCAUGGGCCAGUUUGACCACCCUAAUAUAAUUCACCUGGAGGGAGUGGUCACCAAAUCCAGCCCUGUCAUGAUCAUCACGGAGUUCAUGGAGAAUGGCUCACUGGACUCCUUCCUCAGACAAAAUGACGGGCAGUUUACAGUGAUUCAGUUGGUGGGAAUGCUACGUGGCAUCGCGGCAGGAAUGAAAUACCUCUGUGACAUGAACUACGUGCACCGCGAUCUGGCUGCUCGCAACAUUCUAGUGAACAGCAACCUCGUCUGUAAAGUGUCCGACUUUGGCCUCUCUCGUUUCCUAGAGGAUGACACGUCAGAUCCCACCUAUACUAGUGCCCUGGGAGGAAAAAUUCCAAUCCGAUGGACCGCCCCUGAGGCUAUUCAGUACAGGAAAUUUACAUCCUCCAGUGACGUUUGGAGCUAUGGUAUCGUCAUGUGGGAAGUCAUGUCCUACGGGGAAAGGCCUUACUGGGACAUGAGCAAUCAAGAUGUGAUCAAUGCUAUAGAGCAGGACUACAGAUUACCUCCCCCUAUGGACUGUCCCAAUGCAUUACACCAGCUUAUGCUGGAUUGCUGGCAGAAAGACCGCAACAACCGUCCUAAAUUCAGCCAGAUUGUCAACACCUUAGAUAAAAUGAUCCGUAAUCCCAACAGCCUGAAGGCCACCACUCCUCUUUCUUCAGGCGUACACCUACCUCUGCUGGACCGUAGCACACCAGACUUCUCCAGCUUUAACACUGUGGAUGAGUGGUUGGAUGCCAUCAAAAUGGGCCAGUAUAAAGAGAACUUUGCCAAUGAAGACUUCAGCACCUUUGAAGCUGUGUCCCAAAUGACUAUGGAUGAUAUCCUUAGAAUUGGAGUGACACUUGCUGGCCACCAGAAGAAAAUACUCAACAGUAUUCAGAUGAUGCGAGCUCAGAUGAACCAGAUCCAGUCUGUGGAGGUUUGA